GAAAUGCCUCCACCGCCAGUGCCACCUAAACCUCGCUCCUCAUCGGCGAUGGCCGAUCCGGUAAAUGUGAAAUAUUGCAGACGAGGUGUACUUCCUGCACAAGUACGCCCACUAGUCCAGCGUCCGCCAAGUCCACGUGAAGCCGGCCGAGCGACACCGAGCAUAGAACCGGAUCUGGUCGGGAAGGAUCGGUACGACAAAGCAUCUAAGUGUUUUUCCUACGCGCCGACUAAAGCCCUUAACGAGGCAUUUGAGCGACCGAAAAAACCAACGGUGACAAAAAUCGAACGGAAGGAGGACGAGAUUCAGAACAUCGACCCGAAAGAAGUUAGCAAUGUGAGUGCGGUGGUUGAACAAGCGCAACGUGCCACACCAACACCGACCUCAACGAUAGGCGGGUAUCGGCGGAAAAGACAUGAGACGAAGUAUGGAAGCUAUCGAACACUCAACAACGACACACACAACAGCGACAUGGAUGAUCUUUGUGACCCGGAUUUCUACCUCAACUACACACCGCCCCGACCUGAGCGCUCUUCUAAAACACAAACACAUGCGGGCACCAGAAGUGUCCAGUUUCCAAGGAAGCAUUACCAGUCGGUCCAAGCGUUCAUCGAUCCACUGGACGGCAUCCUUGCGUCGACAGCUCCACCAUCGCCGGUUUCGUCGGUGGAUAUUCGUGAUCGUGAGACACAUCGUUUGCGAAACUGCAAAAGUAUUGCAGCAUUAACCGGACCAACACGGUAUUAUUUAUGUGAUUCUUAUUUAUGUGAAGUCUUAGAUGCCUGGAUAGUUAUUAACGUAUUAUCUUUGGAAUAUAUUCUCUAUUUAAACAUCUCAAAUCAAAUUAUGUUCUACGUUGCUAUAUAUCAGGGCUUAUUUUCUCCGGUUGAGAUUUACCGACGUCGUAUCUUCCUUCUGGGGCCUACUUACCGCAGUGGUUAG
Molecule: messenger RNA, 942 nt
Organism: Angiostrongylus costaricensis
Lineage: Eukaryota; Metazoa; Nematoda; Chromadorea; Rhabditida; Metastrongylidae
Source: the annotation of a GenBank genome assembly